CCAAAAAAACCUUGACUUUGUCAUUAUUGUAAAUAUCUAAAGCCACGCUCCCCUCUCUCCAAUAAAUUUGUCUCUUCUCUAUAUACCACAACCACCCCAAGUUCUUCCAACAAACUCAAUCUAAAAAAAAAGAACUCCGCCAUGCUGCCACCUCCCCACGACUCCUCCCGCGGUGGCUCUCUACCCCCACCGUCGAAAUCCAAGGACAAGUUCCUGUCUUUGAUCCUGAAAGCCAUAAUCAUGAUGAUUCUCAUCUCCUUCUUCUUCCUCCUCCUCCCUCUAGCCUCUGGCCUUCUCCUCCUUCCUCUUCUUCUCCGCCACCAGCACCACCGCCAUCGCCGCCACUCUCGUCUCUCAACUGGGUUUUCUGCGAAACAGCUCAAAAAGCUUCCGCAAUUCAAAUUCUCUGAGGGAACAAGAACUGCCCAUUUGGAAUCUGACUCUUGUGUUAUAUGUUUGGAUGGGUUUAAACAAGGGCAGUGGUGUAGGAACCUUGUUAUGUGUGGCCACUUGUUUCAUAGGAAGUGUUUGGAUACUUGGUUAACAAAAGUUGGUGCUUGUCCAAUUUGUAGAACUAGGGUUUGCUCGGAUCACGAGGAUAAAAACAUUUGGGUUUUUGGUAGAAGGAGAACAGAUUUUCAGGGUAUGUUAGAUUUGUAAGUUCUUUCUUGGUUGGAUUUUUUUAAAAGAUUUUUGUAGUUUAUGGAAAUUUUGGAUUUAUCUUAAUGUACAGUUUCUUUUCUCAAUAAUCAUUGUUAAAAUUACUGUAAUUUUGCUGA
Molecule: messenger RNA, 779 nt
Organism: Theobroma cacao (cacao)
Lineage: Eukaryota; Viridiplantae; Streptophyta; Magnoliopsida; Malvales; Malvaceae
Product: RING/U-box superfamily protein
Source: RefSeq, a predicted model, not a curated record